AUGGAAGCCGUUCAGGACUCACCCCUGGCUGACCAGUACCCCUGCUCCUCCUUCCAGAAGCCAGGGAGGAAGAGUACCUGGAAGUCUCCAUCUCACCCCUCUUCUGACUCAGGGCCUGGAAGAUGCUGGUCCCCCUCCACAGACACACACACCUCCCCUUCAGACCACUAUCAUUUUUCCCGCUGGGUUCUACACUUGCCUGAGUUUCCUUCUUGUCAUAUGAUGGUGUUGGACUUGGCAGGUUCUGGGGCAUCACGUGACCUCUCCCCACAUGUCCUGCUCCUCCACAAAGGCAGUCUUCCCAGGUCUGACAUAGCCCCAGACCCCACAAGGAUUUCUGGACCUGGAGAGCCUAGAGGGAGGCCUUGA
This is a messenger RNA of Rangifer tarandus platyrhynchus (Svalbard reindeer), 369 nucleotides long. NCBI's taxonomy places the organism in Eukaryota, Metazoa, Chordata, Mammalia, Artiodactyla, Cervidae. The record is from the annotation of a GenBank genome assembly.